AUGGACCGCGUUCAGAUCUCGGAUCCGGACCCGUUCAGCGCGAAGGCAUCGGAUUACAUGUCAACUCCCGCAGCCUUCGUAACGCCAGAGCUUGAACUGGGCGACCCGAUCGUCAAAAAGCUUCUGCGUUCCUACUCUGGCGUUCCGGUGCUCGAUAAAUCGCGACACGUCAUUGGAGUGCUCUCGCACAAGGACAUAUCGGCCGUCGAAGUGCUCGAGAAGAGCAAGGUGAAAGAUGUCAUGAGCAAACCAGCACACGUCGUGACGAGUGGUGCGAAUCUCGCCCAAGUCUGGGCUGAAAUGCUGCAGUGGAAGGUCUGGCGGCUGCCCGUGGUCGAUCCAGUGUCGAAGCAACUCGUUGGCGUAUUGUGCCGCUCGGACAUCCUGACUCCGAUACUGAACACUGCUGAAGACAUUCGUACGCACGGUGAGGAAGUCGAGCGUGAAGAACACAUGGGCAUGCUCAAAGACGAAAAAGACGAAGAGGAUGCGUUGGCCGAUGACGAAGGAAGCGCUGAAUUCUUCUCGGCCGACGCCGACGCCGACGUCGUCGACGACGCCGACGACGACAACGGCGAGCCGUACUCGCGCACCCCUUAA
Ostreococcus lucimarinus CCE9901 is the source of this 600-nucleotide messenger RNA. RefSeq lists its product with no specific name. The record is from RefSeq and is a predicted model, not a curated record. The transcript has a single exon. The coding region runs from base 1 to 600 and encodes 199 amino acids. Lineage: Eukaryota; Viridiplantae; Chlorophyta; Mamiellophyceae; Mamiellales; Bathycoccaceae.